Molecule: messenger RNA, 507 nt
Organism: Rotaria sp. Silwood2
Lineage: Eukaryota; Metazoa; Rotifera; Eurotatoria; Philodinida; Philodinidae
Source: the annotation of a GenBank genome assembly
AUGGGUCAUUUUCAACCGAUACUUCCUCUAUUUAAAACAAAUUUAACAAGACGACGUUCUCGUACAUGGCAAAUUCUUGCUUUAGUUGUUUUAGUUUUUCUUGGUUUAACAUUAAUUGCUGUUCGAUAUUUACCAACAGUUGUUAUUGAUCCAGUAUCAGUACUUAAAAAUCGAGAUUUUAAAGAUAUAUUUGUUCCACCAAUACCUCGUCCACCAAUAAAUUGGCCUCAUCAAGAUCAUAAUCAUUCUUUACAUUUAGUUGAUGAUAAAUCAAGAUUAAAACAAAAAAUUGAUGAAAAUAAAGCCAAUUUAAUUAAUUUAGAUGAUAAUAAUCAUGAAAAUUCAAAUAAUAUUGGUGAAAAAACAAAAUUAUAUAAAACAUCAUCUCAAAAGUCAAUAUUACCUACAGAAAAUUUAACACAAUUAUUUAGUCAUAUGUCUAUUGAAGAACUUAAAAAUAUUCAAUCUGUUGAUAUGCGUCGAGAAAAAGUUCGAGAGGUUAGUUAA